AUGCUUGGUGUAGAUAGCUUCAUCGUGCAGAAUGAUGACCUUAGCAAGCUCGCAAAGAGCAUGGAAGACCUCGACUGCAACGAGAAAGACGACAAUUCCAACGAGAAGAACGGCGAGGUAAAGGUAAGUCAAAGAACUCUCAACGAUAUCUUCGGUUUUAAUUUGGCGGGAGAAAAAAAUUUUCGUUUCGAGCACUGGCCUGUAAAAUAGCACAUACAUAGCAGAAAGCAUGCGAGGGAAGUGCAGUUAAGCUGGAUAAGAUAUUUAAUGACUCGAGAAUUUGUUUUGUAGUUCUAGAAUUUUUGUUUUUACAUUUAACCUCGAGACGCCACGAGACUUUGAAAUGACGCACUUAGAAUUUUUCUUCUUUCGACAAGUCACCCAACAGCAUAUUGGAGGCUUGUUUAAGCUUAUCUUUCACCAAGGUUUUAAAAUCUGGUCAGUGACAUUAUUUUACUUUUAUCAAAUUAAACUGGAAAGAUCGCUAACAGUUGAAGUUCGUGACGACUCCAACGGUAUUUGGCGCCCAAGCGAAAUGGGGAAAUCAAAGAGCACGUUUCAAUACUUCAAUAUUCUGGAAGGCAUGUUAUGUUCUCUAACAAAUUUUAGCUCUCCGUGAAAUUAACAUGUGUAUUUCGUUUAAGGUCCAGGGCCCAGUAAAACCAGUUUACAAACCAAAGUCGAAGUUCGACACUGAAGAUGAGCCUCUGCUCCGUGAAAAUCCACAUAGAUUUGUUCUCCUUCCCAUCCAAUAUAAAGAUAUAUGGGACAUGUACAAAAAGGCUGAAGGUAAGUUGGAAACGAGGAAAUGCGCUUCAAAUACCAAUCCCUGUUUCAAUGCCCAACUUUGAUUUUGAUUUUAAGCUUAUGAUUGCAUAACAAUCUGUGUAUAACUGGUGAGCUUCCCUAGCAUAUUAGACUGUUAGCAGAGAAAAAGAGUACCGUUGAAAACUUAAUGGAAGUGUGUGAACAAACCAAGCAAGAAAAACAUGUUAAAAUACCAAUACAUGUUUUAAUGCCCAACUUUGAUGUUGAUUAAAAGCUUGUGAUUGCAUAACAAUUUGUGUGUUAAAACUGGUGAACCUCCCUAUAAACAAUAACAUUGUUAGUAGAAAAAAUAGAAUACCCUUGAAAACCUGGUAGAAGUGAAAAACCUGUUUAAAAAACUUUAAUUUUAAAGAUACAGACUACAAAGAAACUUCCUGACCUCAUCUGCCAGAAGGUUAUACUUUCCAAUGUGAUGGCAUGCUCUUCUCUUCUUCUAGCUUCUUUUUGGACUGCAGAGGAAGUUGACCUUUCCAAGGACAAAGAUGACUGGGUUUCACUCACAGUAAGUAUCUUGCCUUAAAGGCUGUCGUUUUUAUUAACUUUCUUAGUUGAAGAUAUUAGCCAUUGAAUAUGUAUCUUGGCUCCUGAUUGGCUAAAAUCAGCAAAUAGCAUUCACUUUAUUUGGGAAACACUUGUGAUAUCAUAUCUGGUAAAACGAUGUCAAAGCAUAGGCUAUUGUCAGGAUAAGGAACAGUAACCAAGAUGCCUUAGGGACAAAUUGCCUUAGCUUAAGCUUUUUGGCGGAGCUCGAGAAUGUGGUGGAAACUUUAAUGUCAUGCUUUUCUAAGAAAAGAGUAGCCAAGCUUCAGCCAAAAAACUCAGCAAGAAAAGCAAAAUACAAGUCAAUGUAUGACAAAUGAUAUUUGCAGAAUAUUUCUCACCCAAUAAUUGCUAAUUUGUCCUCCUGGCUCACUGAAUUGUUUGGUUUUGUUUAUAGGAUAAUGAAAGGUACUUCAUCUCACAUGUCCUGGCCUUCUUUGCUGCUAGUGAUGGCAUUGUGAACGAAAACCUGGUGGAAUGCUUUAGUCAAGAAGUCCAGGUUCCAGAGGCCAGAUGCUUCUAUGGUUUCCAAAUUGCAAUUGAAGUAAGAUUAUUUUCUCCUGUUGUAAUAAGCUAUAGUGAUAACUCUGGGUUUUGAGAGAGAAAGAGUCAAGGUCUUGAUGAUGUGGGUCAGCUAACUCUUGGGCAGUCCAUAUAAUUUAACACAAGUUUUAGAGCUAAGAUAGGAUAGCUAAAUACAACUGUAGAUUGCAGUUUUUAUAUUUUUAACCUUUCUUUUUUUAGAAUAUUCAUUCAGAGAUGUACAGUUUGCUGAUUGAAACCUACAUUGAAGACUCAGUUGAAAAGUAAGUUCUACCAUUUUUUUCCUGAUAAUUUAACAUUCCAAAGAGUUUGUGCAUUUGCUAAUGAAGGAAAACUUUGACUGCAUUUCUUUCAGAGUAUGACACUAGAUAAAGUAUUACUUAAAAUAAAAUGUUUUUGUUUCUAUUUUUAUCUAAGGCAAAGGCUUUUCAAUGCUAUUGAAACAAUGCCCUGUGUCACAAGGAAAGCUCAAUGGGCCCUGAACUGGAUAAACCCACAGAGAGUAAGUCAAGAGAAAUUCUGUUUAGACUUAAAGGUGCAAUAUUAGAGCUGUACUCUAGCAGUGACUGGUGACCUUUCAAAUCAGAAAAGAGAUCUGAGCUUUUACACAAAAUGUAGAGGUAUCAAUUACACCUUGUACUCUAGAGGUUUAAAUUCCUAAGUUUUCUACCAAUUUUCCUUAAAGAAAGCAGCCUUCCAUAAAAAUAUUUAACUUAAGAUUUUAUUAGUAUUAUUAUUUUCAUGCAUAUGUUUUGCAGUAUUACGCCUGACAAUUCCAGAUACAAACAUAAGAACUUUAUUUCAGCAAGUCUAAAACAUGACUGAUCAUUGUUUUUUUUUAUUUUUCUAGGCAUCUUAUGGUGAGAGAAUAGUUGCCUUUGCUGCUGUAGAAGGAAUCUUUUUCUCUGGUUCCUUUGCUGCCAUUUUUUGGCUGAAAAAGCGUGGAAAGAUGCCAGGGCUUACCUUCUCAAAUGAGCUCAUUAGCCGUGAUGAGGUCUGUAGUAAUGCCUGCUAUUUUGAUGAAAGUGCACCCUCUAGUGUUAAUUUUGAAAAGAUUGUCACGAAUUUUCCAUGGUCUAAAUGACAAAAGAUUAGAAUUCGUAAAACGUAAAAUUUCAGGGACUGUAAGCCACCCUGAAAAGUUUUAAACUAUGGCAAUGUUUCUUAAUUUGGUGAAAUAUAGUACAGUAAAAACCUGUGAAUAAGAACCUUAACUUAGCCUAAAAUUUUCAAGAGGUUCUUAUUUUACAAAAAUGAAGGCAAUGAUGAAAAAAAGAAAAAAGAGUUUUAGUCCAGGUUUCAGUCAGUAAGAUUCAAAGAAUCAAAAAUGUAACAGUAUUUUAUGGACCCUGUAGCAUAAAAGUGCUUACUGUAUGCUCAUUAUCUAAACUGUAUUCUAGAUAAUUAUUUAAUACAGCAAUAUAUUCCAAGCCCUAGAAUUUAAAUUCCCACUGAAAACAGUUUUUUGGUUCCGUGCCCAGAGUUCAUGGGAAACCAUCAGUAACAGUUUUUUGGUUCCGUGAAACCAUGAGAAUCCAUCCCUUAAAUGUUUUAAAUUUUUCUUGGUCAUAUUUUUUUCUUGGUGAUGAAAGUCAUAAACCAGUAAUGUAUAAUGCUUUUUGGGAAUGAUUUGAGAUGAAACUGAUUGAUGCUAAACAUUUCAGUUUCAUAUUUGAGUUGUAACUAAAGAAUUGCCCUACUACUUCAGUAUCAUUGUAGUUCUGUGUGAGAAAACAAAUUCUGUAAAUGGAUCCCUAAGGCUGAAAAUAGCACUUGGGAACUAUUUUUUGGUUCGGUUGUUUCAAGGCCAUGGUACUGGAAACUUUUGUUACCGCAAAAUCCUAGGGCUUGAUAUUCCAUAUCACAUAUGUCCUGUAGUAGUUAUCUGUGCUGAUGGCUAGUGCCCCCUAUCAAAUUAAGAGCGCAAGUAGCCUAAAAUCCCACUAAUUAAUACCAUUUCUAUAGGAACCUAUUUAAACUAACUUGUAAAAAUCUAGGUUCUUAUACACAGGUUUUUACUGUACUGUCUUUAUGAUAAUAUACUUCACAUUUCAAACACAUUAUGACAUUUGUUGCAAUUAUGAAAUAAUACAUCUGAAAAUAUGGUUAAAAUAUCUGUAACACAGGGUCUUCAUUGUGACUUUGCCUGCUUGAUGUUCACAUACCUCAAAAACAAGCCAUCUGAAGAAAGGAUCAAAGAAAUCAUCAAGGAUGCUGUUGUCAUUGAGCAAGAGUUUCUCACAGAGGCUCUCCCUGUAAAACUCAUUGGAAUGAACCACAACCUUAUGAAGCAGUAUAUUGAAUUUGUAGCUGACAGACUCCUGGUUGCUCUUAAAUGCUCCAAGGUAAAAAUAUGUUUGCCUGAUUCUUUACCUUCUUGUCAAAAUAUUUUAAAGGCGUUUUGUCUAAAAAAAAAGUGACAAAAAGCUUUAGGGAGUUAAUGCCUUAGUCAAUCACAGUGCAACAUUCCCUCCCUACAUGUAUAUAAGCAUUAUUUGUUCUAGCGCUAAUCGAAGAUUAAAUCUCGCUAAUCGCGGAACACAUUUUGUCCCAUGAUUAGAUUCUGUUCCUGAAAGUAUGAUCAAUUUAAUUUUAACCCACCUAGCGAGGUCGAUUAAGUCACUAAUCGGGGGAAAACGUUUAUAGAAACAAACAAAAUAGCGGACUUACAGUUGCCACAAAUACGUGAAAAAAGUUCCGGCAUCUCGAAAUUGAUCUAGACCACUUCACUUUUCGCCAUUUUCCUUUACUUCACCUGUGCCUAAACAUUUUUCGCGCCAUAUUUUUAAAAGCAAUCAUCCCAAAAACUAGUUAAACCGGUUUAUUUUCACACUAAUCUCGGAUUAGUUAAUCGUGGGUUUAUUUCGCUUUCAGGAACUCCUUUUUAACCCACCAUUAGUUAUCCGAGGAAUAGAAAAUUAAUCGUGGAUUUGACGCUAAUCGAAGGAUAGUUUAAUCGGCUUUCCAGGAACCGGGGCCAGGUGUUUAAAUGCCCCAUCCUAGCUUUUAGUUAAAAUCUUUACCUCAUCUGAACUCUGCUACUGUGAUUAUACUGUGCUGUACACCCUAGUAUACAGUAUGAGCAGAUAAAUUUUUACAAGGGCAAGGUCAUAUUACGGGCAGUUAAUAGAGUUACAAAUAUUAUUCUAUUUAUUUUGACAGGUCUACAAUGUUCAGAAUCCAUUUGAUUUCAUGGAGAACAUUUCCUUGGAAGGAAAAACCAAUUUCUUUGAAAAGAGAGUAGCAGAAUAUCAGAAGUCAGGAGUAAUGAGCAGAAAGUCAUCUACUACAUCAGAACAUGUAUUCAAAACAGAUGAAAAUUUCUAA
This is a messenger RNA of Porites lobata, 5238 nucleotides long. The record is from the annotation of a GenBank genome assembly. Lineage: Eukaryota; Metazoa; Cnidaria; Anthozoa; Scleractinia; Poritidae.